CGCGCUCCCCCCGCGGCGCCGCCGCAGCCCCGCGCAUAUAGGGCCGCUCCGCCGCACGGGCCGCGCCGCCGCCGCCGCUCCAGGCAUGGCACAGGGCUCUACCUCACUAUGGCAGCAGCAGCAGCGCGGCACAGCACCCUGGACUUCCUGCUCGGCGCCACAGCUGAUUGUAAUGCCGUUCUUAAAGCUCUACAGCCCAUUUUUCAGGAGCAGGGAAUGACAGAAACAGUUCAUAACUGGGAAGACCAUGGUUAUUUAGUAACCUACAUCAAAAAAAAUGGCAGUUUUGCCAAUUUGAGAAUUCACCCUCAUGGAUUAGUGCUGGUGGAUCUACAGAGCUACAAUGAUGACAUGAAAGGAAGAGAAGAAGUUGAUCAGCUUCUAAACAAAGUAGAAGAAAGAAUGAAAGAAUUGUUUCAUGGUAACAUAAAAAGGGUGAAACGGUUGCCAGCCAUUUUGAGGGGAGGUGUCAUUGAUAGAUACUGGCCCACAGCUGAUGGGCGCCUGGUGGAGUAUGACAUAGAUGAAGUUGUUUAUGAUGAAGAUUCACCUUUUCAGAAUAUUAAAAUUCUGCAUUCAAAACAAUUUGGGAAUAUUCUUAUUCUCAGUGGGGAUGUUAAUCUGGCAGAAAGUGACCUGGCAUAUACUCAAGCCAUAAUGGGCAGUGGAAAGGAAGAUUACACUGGGAAAGAAGUGCUAAUCCUAGGAGGUGGUGAUGGAGGUAUACUGUAUGAGAUAGUCAAACUGAAGCCAAAGAUGGUUACUAUGGUAGAGAUUGACCAAAUGGUGAUUGACGGGUGUAAAAAACACAUGCGUAAAACGUGCGGAGAUGUCUUAGACAAUCUGAGAGGAGAGUGCUACCAGGUUCUAAUUGAAGACUGUAUUCCUGUACUGAAGAGGUAUGCCAAAGAAGGAAGAAUGUUUGAUUAUGUAAUUAAUGAUCUGACAGCUGUUCCAAUCUCCACAUCUCCAGAAGAAGAUUCCACAUGGGAAUUUCUGCGGUUGAUUCUUGACCUCUCAAUGAAAGUCCUGAAACAAGACGGAAAAUACUUCACACAGGGAAACUGUAUCAAUCUGACUGAUGCCUUGACUCUGUAUGAAGAACAGCUUAGCAGGCUUUAUUGUCCUGUGGAGUUUUCAAAAGAAACUGUGUGUGUUCCCUCCUACAUGGAAUUGUGGGUAUUCUACACGAUUUGGAAGAAACAGACUGGCAUUUGAACAUCAAGAUUGAGAUUAUCCUAAGUGUACAUGCUGCAUGGAGCAUAUAGGCCUGCCACAUGCUGCAUAUUGGCAUCUUGAACCUUUAAAUUAUAUGCUGUAGAUGAUCCUGAAACUUAGUCAUGCUAUUGAUUGUGAAUUCUUUACUUUUUUUUAUUAUUAUUUUAAUUUAAAAGUAAAUGGAAAAAUGUAUAUUUUGACAGGCUAGGGUGUUAUUUUUGAACGUCAACUUAAAGAUGAAUAAGCAGCAAAACUAUAUAGCUGCUGACUGCACUGAACCUUUAGAAUGUGAUCCUUUUUAUUUUUUUGUAGAACUUCACAAACUGGUUGAUUAAAACAGACAUCUUUAGCAUUUCAUCACUGAAGGGUGGUCCAUGGAGUUUUUGUUAUUCUUGUUUUUCCAACAGAUGUUUCAUUUACGGUGCUUUUUUAAAGUGGGAGAGGGUUUUUGUGUGGUUUUGGGGUUUUUUAAUGAACACUGCAAAGCUUCCAUAUAGAGAAGGGCAUAACUAAAAAGAAAAAAAUCUUUUGAGAGAAUACCACAAGUCCUGUGUUGCAAAGGGAAGAGAGCCAGUUUUAAAUUUUUAUUUACCCUAGUUUCAUUCAUCAUUGCUGUAAUCUCUGCUGCAGAAGAAUCUUUGGCCUUUUACCUCCUGGAAUUCUUCAGUCGUUGCCAUAUUGAUUAUUUGGAUUCUGAUACAGAUUUGACAGUAGCUUUGUACUGAAGCAAGAAGAUCAAGGCUGGGUUUUUAUUCCACCACAGUGCAAAAAAUUGAGUGUAGUGAGGUUCAUGUGGGUGUAUCUUCUCCCUAGCCUUAUGGGAAGCACUAGAUUUUUGAGGUAAAGGUUGGCUUAGAGGAUGAAGAAAUGUGGGUGUGAUGUGGUCUACCUUUAUGUGCACCUGUACUCCAUGUUUUGAAGCGUGUGUGUGCUUCAGUAGGGUCAGUGAUGGUUGUAUUGCCACAGAUGGCCCACACUGUGUGAGGCUCUUGCUCAGUUAGAUUCACUUGCAGUGUAAAAAUCAGAAGCUGGGGUGCAUUGUAGUUCUGUUCUGAAAGAAGAUGCAUUUUUCUUUAGCAGUUUCUCAUGCUGUCAAAAGUUAUUUUUGUAAGAGUUUGCUAUGUACCAACUAGAAUAUUUGUGUUUAAAAAUCAUAUUUGAAAGGAAGUAGGAAGGCUAUGACCAAUGUGUGCAUUUUUUGCUUUUCCAAGGUAGAAUAAAACAUGCACUAUUUCCCUAAACAUUCUGAUCCUGAACAA
Messenger RNA from Prinia subflava (tawny-flanked prinia), 2477 nucleotides. It is a transcript of the gene SMS, whose product is annotated as spermine synthase. Gene Ontology annotation, biological process: spermine biosynthetic process. Gene Ontology annotation, molecular function: spermine synthase activity. The record is from RefSeq and is a predicted model, not a curated record. The transcript has 11 exons. The coding region runs from base 109 to 1218 and encodes 369 amino acids. Lineage: Eukaryota; Metazoa; Chordata; Aves; Passeriformes; Cisticolidae.